This is a messenger RNA of Callorhinchus milii (elephant shark), 2909 nucleotides long. RefSeq lists its product as uncharacterized. NCBI's taxonomy places the organism in Eukaryota, Metazoa, Chordata, Chondrichthyes, Chimaeriformes, Callorhinchidae. The transcript is spliced from 13 exons. Gene Ontology annotation, molecular function: potassium:chloride symporter activity. Gene Ontology annotation, biological process: cell volume homeostasis; chloride transmembrane transport; chloride ion homeostasis. The record is from RefSeq and is a predicted model, not a curated record. Gene Ontology annotation, cellular component: membrane. Bases 133 to 2862 code for a protein of 909 amino acids.
GGGUUCAGGGCUGUGGUGGCAGCUGAUGGCCUGAGCAUGUGACGGGUCACAUGAGGGUUGGUCGGAGCUCAGUGCCGCGGACGGGGAGUGCGGAGGGUUCGGUGACCGGUGGACCCCACAGAGAGUGGGACAAUGGCAGAGAGGACACCUUUACUGAACUACAGACUGUUCACAGGCCCCGACCCCGGGCAGCCCGAGCCCGAGGGCAGCCCCGGACACCCCGCCCGGGCCCGGGGCACAGACCCCCCAUCGCAGCCCAAGAAACUCUCCACUUUCUUUGGAGUUGUCAUCCCGACUCUGCUCUCCAUGUUCAGUGUAGUGGUCUUCCUGCGGAUUGGUUUUGUGGUGGGUCAGGCGGGUCUGUACCAGGCGAUUCUCAUGUUCAUUGUGGCUUAUCUCAUCGUGAACAUGACUGUUCUCUCUGUGUGCGCCAUCUCCACCAAUGGAGCCCUGGAUGCCGGUGGAGCAUACUAUAUGAUCAGCCGAGCAUUGGGACCAGAAUUUGGAGGCAGCAUCGGGGUCAUGUUUUUUUUUGCUAAUGUCUGUGGGAGCGCACUCUAUAUUUUGGGACUGGUGGAGUCUAUCGUGGACACUUUUGGAGUACUUCCAGACGAAAUCCAAGGCAGCUCAGAGAACGUACUUCCUCAGGGCUACUGGUACGAGCUUCUUUAUGGCAGCGGGGUUCUCCUCAUCUGCCUGCUGGUCUGCCUGGUCGGAGCCAGUAUCUACGCCAAGGCCACGUUUGUCAUCUUCCUCAUCGUCAUGGUGGUGCUCAGCACCAUAUUCAUCAGUUUCUUUGCCGUGUCACCGAAACCCAUCAACAUGACCAUCCCAGGGCAAAACGGCACAAUACACGGCUACUUCACUGGAUUUAAGCUGUCCACCCUGAAGGAAAAUCUGAAUCCGAAAUACACAGCGGACUACACCACCGGUAACAUGAUGAGCUUUGCUGCUGUGUUUGCGGUGAUGUUUAACGGCUGCACGGGUAUCAUGGCGGGGUCGAAUAUGUCGGGUGAUUUAAAGAAUCCAAGUUACUCAAUUCCCAGAGGCACCAUCACUGCUGUAAUAUUUACCUACAUUAUCUACAACAUCUUAUGCCUGAUGGUCAGCUGCACUUGUGAUCAAAAACUGCUUCAAUAUAAUUAUGGUUUCCUGAAAGACAUUAAUAUCUGGGGUCCGUUCGUCACCAUUGGGAUUUACUCUUCAACCUUGUCAGCUGCCAUGAGCAAUCUGAUUGGAGCUUCCCGCAUCCUCUAUGCGCUCGCCAAGGACGAUAUAUUUGGAAAGCUCCUUCUUCCCGCUAAGAAGACUUCCUGCCACGGGAAUCCCUGGGCUGCCGUGCUGAUCUCCUCCUUCUUCGUGCAGCUUGUGCUGUUUUCGGGCAAACUGAACACCAUUGCCGGCAUCGUGACCAUCUUCUUCCUCCUGGUCUACGCAGCGGUUGAUCUCGCCUGCCUAGCGCUGGAAUGGGCUUCCGCACCAAACUUCAGGCCAACCUUUCGUUACUUCACCUGGUACACCUGUGUGCUGGGCAUCAUUGGCUGUGGGAUCAUGAUGUUCCUUAUCAACCCGAUCUACGCCUCAGCCAGCAUCGCCUUCAUGCUCAUCCUCCUGGUGGUGCUUCACUACGUCUCGCCCUCCAGCAGCUGGGGUUACAUCAGCCAGGCUAUCAUCUUCCACCAGGUGAGGAAAUACCUCCUGAUGUUGGAUGUGAGGAAAGAUCACGUGAAGUUCUGGCGGCCCCAGAUCCUGCUGAUGGUGGCUAACCCCCGAACCAGCACCCAGCUCAUUGGGUUUGUGAAUGACGUGAAGAAGAGCGGUCUAUACGUGUUGGGCCACGUGGAGAUCGGGCACCUCGACGAAAUGCCUUCUGACCCUCUUCAGGCCCAGUACGACUCCUGGCUAAGCUUGGUCGACGCAUUGAACGUAAAAUCGUUCGUCAGCCUCACUCUGUCCGACUCAGUGCGGCACGGAGUACAGCACCUAUUGUUCAUCUCCGGGCUCGGGGGAAUGAAGCCCAACACUCUGGUCCUUGGUUUCUAUGACGACUCGGUGCCCGAGGAUUCUUUCCAACAGUUGCCGGGGUUCUCCUACGGCGGUGGCUUGUCUGGCCUAGCGGAGGACGAGUCCAGCCUGCAGCCGCUCUUCCCUCCCAUCAGGGCCGCCCGCUCCCCCAAGGCGCUGACGGCCAAGGAGUACGUGGCCAUCAUCUCCGACGCCAUCAAGAUGCUGAAGAACGUGUGUCUGGCGCGACACUUCUCCCAGCUGGACAGGAGGGAGCUUCUGUCCCGUAAGAGCGGGCAGGUGUCCAUCGACGUUUGGGCUCUGAACCCACUCCGUCCGGACAGCGCCAAGUACGUAGACACGUGUAGCCUCUUCCUGCUGCAGAUGGCCUGCAUCCUGAACAUGGUGCGCUCCUGGCGAGGGGCAAAACUGCGGAUCUUCCUGUGCGUGGAGUCCGGCCACAGCACUGGGGAGCACGAGAAGAAGCUCCAGCAGCUCCUGGGACAACUGCGCAUCAAGGCCUCCAUCCGCACCGUCUAUUGGGACCCUGUGGCCGCGCUCCACUGGCACAAGCAGAUGCCCAAGGACGACGGCAGCGAAGAGAGCGGCACGAGCACCUACGCCAACACCUUCCCGUCCAACUCCAUGAAGAUCUCCGACGAGUAUCUGGUUGCCGUGAACCAGAUGAUUCUAGAACAAGGGCCAGACCCGGCCGUCAGGUUCCUGUACCUGCCCCGCCCGCCCGCAGACACCUCGCUCUAUCUCAGAUACUUGGAGCAGCUGGACAUCAUGACCCAAAACCUGGGGCCGACCCUCUUAAUACACGGUGUCAGUGCCGUCACCAGCACCGAUCUGUAGCUCAAACCCCCACUCCCCCUCCCCAUCACUAUCUCUCCCUCAUCACC